AGUCCCGGAGAGCGCAGAGUCUCGUAGCCGGGGACCAGAGCCUGACAGGCGUGUACAGCGGCUCCCUCUGCAGCCUCCACCGCUCCGAGUCCCACCGGGAGCGGCACCUUUUCCAACCGGGCUUCGCAGCAGCAUGGAGGAGGCUCACGGAUGGAACUACUCAUGACAGUCCGGAAGAUCGCCUCCAUUUGUACGAUGGGCGCCAAUGCCUCUGCUCUGGAAAAGGAGAUUGGACCAGAACAGUUCCCCGUAAAUGAGCACUACUUUGGACUGGUUAAUUUUGGAAACACGUGUUACUGUAACUCGGUGCUGCAGGCUCUCUACUUCUGCCGACCGUUCAGAGAGAAGGUCUUGGCCUAUAAGGUGCAGCCCCGCCGUAAGGAGUCUCUGCUCACUUGUCUGUCAGACCUGUUCAACAGCAUCGCCACGCAGAAGAAGAAAGUGGGCGUCAUACCCCCAAAGAAGUUCAUCUCUCGCCUCCGAAAAGAAAAUGAGCUGUUUGAUAACUACAUGCAGCAGGACGCUCACGAGUUUCUGAACUACCUCCUGAACACCAUCGCUGACCUGCUCCAAGAAGAGAAGAGCCAAGAAAAACAGCACAACGGGAAGCUCAUCCAAAAUGGUGGCAGCGGUGGUGGAGGAGGAGGAGGGGGCGGAGUCAACGAGAGCGGGACCGACGGUGACGGGCACAAAGAGACACAAGAGACCUGGGUCCACGAGAUCUUCCAAGGAACGCUAACCAAUGAGACGCGCUGUUUAAACUGUGAAACUGUGAGCAGUAAAGAUGAAGACUUCCUGGAUUUAUCAGUUGACGUGGAACAAAACACGUCCAUAACGCACUGCCUCAGGGGCUUCAGCAACACAGAGACUCUGUGCAGUGAGUAUAAAUACUACUGUGAGCAGUGCCGCAGCAAACAGGAGGCUCAGAAGAGGAUGCGAGUGAAAAAGCUGCCGAUGAUCCUGGCUCUGCACCUGAAGAGGUUUAAAUACAUGGACCAGCUUCAUCGUUACACCAAACUGUCCUACCGUGUGGUCUUCCCCCUGGAGCUCCGCCUCUUCAACACCUCCGGAGACGCCACCAACCCAGACCGAAUGUACGACCUGGUGGCUGUGGUUGUGCACUGUGGAAGCGGUCCGAAUCGGGGACAUUACAUCACCAUUGUCAAGAGCCAUGGCUUCUGGCUGCUGUUUGACGACGACAUCGUGGAGAAAAUUGACGCUCAGGCGAUAGAGGAGUUUUACGGUUUGACAUCGGACAUUUCUAAAAACUCUGAAUCCGGUUACAUCCUGUUUUACCAAUCCAGAGACUGAAGCCCCGCCCCCCAAAUCUGCAGCCCCGCCCCAACAGGAAACACUUAGCUUUUGCACACGAGCUAACGCCACAAACCCGGGCUUUUCCGACGGGACGAGCCAGAGACGAGACUGAACAGACUCAGAAUGUCCGCCGCCUCCGCCAGGAUCAAAACGAGCACCUUACAGUAACAAGACGACCGCUGAUGGAUUUGGAAGUGAGUGGAGAUUCGUGAGCUUGGAAAUGAAACAAGUAAAGAGACAAAAUGUUAUGUCUCAAGAGUUAAGCGUACUCUUACUUAAAGGUGCAUUGUGUAGCUUUUCUGGUGGAGGCUCUACCACUUGCUUUUCUCCUUGGAGAUGUUAUUGCUUUGUCUGGAAUGUUUUACAGUAUGGUAUUAAACGUUUCUAUCUUCAUGGAGACCAAACAGAACAAGUUACAGGUCAGAUCUGUGGAGAGGCGACCUCACUCACAGUCAGCGUGCCUGUUUUACCAGGUAUUUUUUGAGCUAUAAAACCACCUGUAAUUGAAGAAAUGUAAGGUGACAUCUCCAUAGAAACAAAAGUUACACAGUGCACCUUUUAAAGUACAAUUUGCUCCAAAAGUUCACCCUGGCUGCUCUUUUAUGCUUUUUUUUAUUUUCCAACUGAAUCAUGCCAAGGUUUUGUUGAAUGUUAUUUCUUUUAUAAGUUUUCAAAAGCAGUUCUCACCAAACUUCUCAUCUGAAUCUCUGGCGGUCGCUUGCUCAUUUUUACAUAACAGUUUUUUCUGUUUUUCAGCUCAAAAUAACACUAAAAAACACAUGGGCUCUGUCUGCGCUCCUAUUUAUACAUUUCGCCAUAAACUCUCCAUUCAAAAGCACUCUGUAUUUAUUAAAUCAUUGUAAUUCAUAGGUGUGGGAAGUGUCUCGCAAAAGGACAUGACCACAGUAGGGAUCGAACCUGCAACCCAAAUAUAUAAACCACUAAAAGUUCAGGCAUAUUGAUACCUUGCAGCUUAUGUCACCAACAUUGUCUGGGAGUGUGAAGCUAACUGGAGGCUCUGCUCUGUUUGAGGCCUAAACAAGUCCAUGAGCAUGUGCAGUGAUCACAAGCUCCAGAAAAUGUACGGUUUUAAAGGGACAGUUCAGAAUUUUGGAUAUAGGGCCUCUUUUCCUAGUGAGCCAGAGUACUGUAGAUAUGUGGAGACACUUUUUGAAAUAAUCCAUCCAGUCCUUGUAUUUAGAGAGGUUGUUGAUGCUAGGCUAGCACAAGCCAAUGGCCAUAGUUAGCCUGCCACUAAAAACAGUCUUACCCACUCCAUAGUGUACCCGAGGCAAAUCUAUUAUUACACCAGACUGUUGAUGUGACUGUCGAUAGAAUAAUUUUAGAAGUAAAACUAACCUUGUAUUGUCAUAUGAAUCAUCACACGUUGAGGGACGAUAACUAUGGCCAUUGACUUGCACUAGCCUAGCACCAGUAACCUCUGCAAAUACAAGGAUU
Molecule: messenger RNA, 2772 nt
Organism: Boleophthalmus pectinirostris (great blue-spotted mudskipper)
Lineage: Eukaryota; Metazoa; Chordata; Actinopteri; Gobiiformes; Gobiidae
Gene: usp12b
Product: ubiquitin specific peptidase 12b
Exons: 10
Coding region: 151-1311 (386 amino acids)
Biological process (GO): protein deubiquitination
Cellular component (GO): cytosol; nucleus
Molecular function (GO): cysteine-type deubiquitinase activity; cysteine-type endopeptidase activity
Source: RefSeq, a predicted model, not a curated record